Molecule: messenger RNA, 1875 nt
Organism: Schistosoma mattheei
Lineage: Eukaryota; Metazoa; Platyhelminthes; Trematoda; Strigeidida; Schistosomatidae
Source: the annotation of a GenBank genome assembly
AUGGAUCAAGCUGAUCGUCUUUUGGCGUCUGCAAGGUCUCGUGUAUAUGCUGAUUACAGCAAAAAAUUAUUAAAUGUUGAGAUUAGUCCUAAAUGGAAAGCACUUGUUGAACUACUAAAAGAAAUCUAUACCAACACAACUGAUCAAACAUUAAGUAAUACCAUAUUAAUUCUUGUCAGUCGUGAAAAUACAGCAAGGUAUCUUGAACGUUAUUUACAACGUGGAAUACAAUCUAUUAAGAAGUUUCUUGUUCAAACUUCAGAUUUACCUGAAUUACAGUCGCAUAUAAUACUACAGAAGUCUGCCAAAUUAAUGAAUCCGAAAUCUUCUGGAGAAUCAUCCGUAACUACUCUAACACAAAUCUGCAAAAAAUAUAAAUUUGAUGAAUUGUGUGGAGAUAAUGAUGACACUUCAUCCUCAUCAGAGGAAAAUUGUAAAAUGGAUAAUACUGAAAAAAUCACUAACAGUAAUAAUCGUUUGCCUUUAGGAUGUCAUGAAGUUAGCAUUCAUCCUAGUUUAUUAAUUUCAUCCAAUAUAAAGAUGUCUAAUUCACUUAAAAUUAUUAUACGUGUAACACCAACAUUUUCAGGUGAUGAAAAUAGUCAGUUUUAUGGGUCAGCAAAAGAUCACCAAGAUGAGUCCGAUUUAUUUGUACAACAAUAUGGUUAUCGAUUAUCAUAUAUUUUAGAUGUACUUCAACCUAAUUAUGUGAUAUUAUAUGAGCCCAAAUUAUCAUGGGUCAGAGAAUUAGAAGUGUACAAUGCACGUCUUCUAAUUCAACAUUUCUCAAAAAGUGACUCUUCAAGUAACAUCAGAGGGCUUAAUAAUUCAUUACCUUCAUUAAAAAUAUAUUUUGUACUGUAUGAAAAUUCCGUUGAAGAACAACGAUAUUUAACAAGUUUACGUAAAGAAAAAGAAGCAUUUGAAUCUCUUAUUCAGCUAAGUAGCACUAUUGUUAUACCAAAAGAUACAACAAUACCAUAUGGAAAAUUAAACCCAGAUGAUAAUCAAGCAGUGUCUCGUGUAAUUGUAGAUAUGCGUGAAUUUCGUAGUGAGCUACCAGCACUUUUACACAGAAAAGGAUUAAAAGUAGAACCUAUGACUUUAAGUAUUGCAGAUUAUAUUCUUGCUCCGCAUUUAUGUGUUGAAAGAAAAUCUGUUAGUGAUCUCAUUGGUUCUCUUAACUCUGGACGACUAUAUCAUCAAGCUACUGCAAUGUCACGUCAUUAUGCAAGUCCAGUUCUCCUAAUUGAAUUUUCUAUACAUAAUAAAGUUUCUAGUUUAAAUCAUGGGAGUACAAGAGGUUUUCAUGGAAGUGAAGCAGUUGGUUUUACCUUGUACACUGGGCGACAUGCAAUUAACCCUAGUUCAGAAUUUAAUUCCCAUCAUCUUUUAUCUAAACUUGUUUUGCUCACUAUCCACUUUCCUAAUCUACGAAUAUUUUGGAGCAUGACUCCCUAUUGUACUGCAGAAUUGUUUGCGGAGAUUAAACUUGGUCGACCAGAACCAAGUGUUGAAAAACUUCCUCAGGAUGGUGAUCAUUUAGAGGAUCAUAAUGUUGAGGCUGUUGACAUGCUAUUAAAAUUACCAGGUGUAUCAUGGAAAAAUUAUCGGCGCAUAAUGAGUCAUGUUUCUUCUUUAUACGAUUUGGUUAACUGCAGUAUGGAAAGGUUAGCAGAAAUUUUGGAUAGCAGUGAAUCUGCUGCUAAACUGCACAAUUUCCUCCAUUCCAAAUGUAGUGGUUUAGUUCCGAAUGCAUCGACAGAUAUUGCUGAUGAACCAUUCAAGUGUCAAAACAGACGUAAAGCCAGACUAAAUUUAUCAGCUUGUGUAAGAACACGUCGCGGGAAAGGUUGUGGGCCUAUCAAAAUGUAG